UGUAAAAACUUCCGCAAUGGUUUUGUACGUAAGAAAAAGAGAGAUUAACAUGAGUAUACCGAAGAAAGUGUCAUAGUAUGCAAUAUUAAACUUCUUAAAACCGGACGAGGUCUGCAGCUGCUGCAUGAAGUGAAAGGAAAAAUUAGUUUCGAACUGACUCGCUAAGCGGAAUGUCACGAACGUUAUUGUUUUAAAACUAUACUUUUAUAAAUAAUUAUUGUAUAUUAAAAAUAAGGAAUAUUCAUUAAAACUAGAUGCAUAAAAAGUUUCAUGUGAAAAAUGUGGUUUUACUUCAUUAAUACGAUAAUCAUAUUAUUGUUCGUUAAAAUAAUAAUUGAUCGAACAAAAUCAAAAAAUUUACCGCCAGGUCCACGAGGAUUACCAAUAAUCGGAAAUAUAUUGGACAUUAAAUCAUUAUUAAAAAAAAUACGAUUGCACGCACGUGUUUGGUGUCAUUUGGCUAAAAUUUAUGGACCAGUUGUACAUCUGAAACUUUUAUUCGGUCAAUCUCUUAUAAUUGUUUCCGGAAGGAACGCUGUAAUACAAAUGUUAAGUAAAACAGAAUUUGAUGGGAGACCAAAUAAUUUCGAAAUACGAUUAAGAACCGGUGGUAAACGUAGAGGAUUGAUAUUUAACGAUGCAGACGAAUGGUCGGAACAUAGACGAUUCACUGUAAAAACUUUGAAACAUCUUGGUUAUGAUAAAACAAAUAUGGAAGACAUGAUAUUAGAUGACACUGUAUCUUUGUUAAAAAUGAUUGAAAAAUUGGCAGAUAAAAAAGAACCAAUUACUGAAAUUUAUGAUCUCAUUUCUAUCGCUGUUAUUGCAAGUUUUUGGUUUCUUAUUACAGGAUCGAAAUGUCAAUGUGAUCAAGAAAAUCCGAAAUUGAAGGAAAUUAUAACGAUAAUGAAAGAAAAUGUAAAAGAUUACAACACGUCAGGUCAUAUAAUAAAUUAUUUACCUUUUCUAAGAUAUAUUUUUCCAAAUUUAACGGGAUUUACGCAAAUGCAAGAUCGCUAUAAUCGAAUGUGGCUAUAUUUCAAAAAAAUGAUAAGGAAACAGGAUGAGACUAAAAUACAAAAUGAACCGACUAACCUAAUCGAUAUUUAUUUAAAUGAAAUAAAAACACGUUGCACGAAUUUAUCUUCAUCUUCAUGUUUCAAUGAUGAAAACUUGAUUGCAUUAAUCAGAGAUCUUUUUGUUGCAUCGAUUGAAACAACCAGCAAUACCAUUGGUUUUGUUAUAGCAUUUCUAUCUGUAAAACAAGAUAUACAAAAAAAGAUACACGAAGAAUUGGACGAUGUACUUGGGAAAGAUAUUUUACCAUGUUUAGCAAAUAGAAAUCGAUUGCCAUAUUUACAAGCAACUCUUGCGGAAGUUGCAAGAAUGGGAAACGUAGGACCGACUUCUGUACCACAUCGUGCUACAAACGAUGCAACAUUGUUAGGAUACAAUAUUAAAAAGAAUUCAAUUAUGUUGGCAAAUUUCAUGAGUGUUCAUAUGGAUGAAAAUCAUUGGGGUGAUCCUGAAGUAUUUCGUCCAGAAAGAUUUAUCAAUGAAAUAGGAGAAUAUUGUGAUGAUCCUUGGAUAAUGACAUUUGGAUUAGGUCGUAGAAGAUGUCCAGGUGAAAUUCUUGCAAAAAAUAUACUCUUCUUAGUCACAGCUUCCAUGUUGCAAAAAUUUAACUUUGCCCUAGCAUCAGGAUAUCCCGAACCUAAUUUAUUGGGUAUCGAUGGUUUCACCAUUUCACCCCCACCAUUAAAUCUUGUCAUUAAAAAACGAAUAUAACAAAUCGUUAAACACUAAUAUAAAAAAAAAGAAAACCUAACCUCAAUGUAUCUAAUUAUGUAUGAACAAUUGCAAAAAUAUCAAGUAAACAAACAAUACAAUAAUUAUCAUUAUAUUACUUAUUAUAAAUAAAUAAAAAAAAGACUGAUACGUAACAUGCCAUUUAUAAUUUGUAAAAUUGUUAUUUACUUCGAUCUACGAUGUCAUUUUUUUACAGUCAAUCCUGUUAAACGAUGAAACGCAUAAUUUUUGAAGAAGAAAAGUUUUCUUAAAAGAAAAACAAAUCGAACAAUGGAAUUUACCUUUAUUAUUUUUCAUCUUUUAAAUACAAGAAUCUUAUUUUUCUUCAGAUCUCAUUCAUGACAGUCUAUUUACAUUCGAUAGGCAAGUAGUAAUAGUAAUAGUAAUAAUAGUAGUAUAUUCUUGUAUUUACAGGUAAUAUAUUCGCCGUUAAUAAUAAUAAGAAAAAAAA
This is a messenger RNA of Polistes dominula (European paper wasp), 2260 nucleotides long. Its product is annotated as methyl farnesoate epoxidase. Gene Ontology annotation, cellular component: cytoplasm; intracellular membrane-bounded organelle. The record is from RefSeq and is a predicted model, not a curated record. NCBI's taxonomy places the organism in Eukaryota, Metazoa, Arthropoda, Insecta, Hymenoptera, Vespidae. Gene Ontology annotation, molecular function: steroid hydroxylase activity; oxidoreductase activity, acting on paired donors, with incorporation or reduction of molecular oxygen, reduced flavin or flavoprotein as one donor, and incorporation of one atom of oxygen; heme binding. Gene Ontology annotation, biological process: xenobiotic metabolic process.